AUGGGCAUCAAUGGCCGUCGCCGCCGGUUCCCCCUCCUGACCGUGGUUCUCCUGGCCAUAUACGCCGCCGCCGCCGAGGCGGAUCCUAACGACGAGGCUUGCCUCACCCACCUCAGCCAGUCCCUGGACGACCCCUUCAACAACCUCCUCAACUGGAGCAAGACCACCUUCGCCAGCCCCUGCCAGGGCUUCACCUCCUUCCUCCAGGGCGCCACCUGCAACAACGGCCGCAUCUACAAGCUCUCCCUCUCCAGCCUCUCCCUCCGCGGCUCCAUCUCCCCCUUCAUCUCCAAUUGUACCAACCUCCAGGCCCUCGACCUCUCCUCCAACCAGCUCAGCGGCACAAUCCCGGCCGAUUUGCAGUACCUCGUCAACCUCGCCGUCCUCAAUUUAUCAGCCAACGACAUCUCCGGCCCGAUCCCCGACCAGCUGGCCCUCUGCGCCUACCUGAAUGUCAUCGAUCUCCACGACAACAGGCUCUCGGGCCCGAUCCCGCAGCAGCUCGGGCUUCUGGUCAGGCUCUCCGUCUUUGACGUUUCCGGAAAUAGGCUCUCCGGCGCGAUUCCGGCCUCUCUGGGAAACCGGACCGGAAACCUACCCCGGUUCAAUGCGAGCUCGUUCGGUGGGAAUAAGGGUCUGUACGGGUACCCCCUGCCGCCGAUGAAGAAUAGAGGGCUUUCGGUCAUGGCGAUUGUAGGGAUUGGGCUGGGCAGCGGACUUAUUAGCUUGGUACUCAGUUUCACGGCGGUGUGCGUGUGGCUGAGAUUCAGCGAGAAGAAAUCGGAAAAUGAGGAGGGCAAAAUUGGCGGGUUCAUGCCGGAUUACUGA
Striga hermonthica is the source of this 828-nucleotide messenger RNA. Lineage: Eukaryota; Viridiplantae; Streptophyta; Magnoliopsida; Lamiales; Orobanchaceae. The record is from the annotation of a GenBank genome assembly.